Molecule: messenger RNA, 4141 nt
Organism: Porites lobata
Lineage: Eukaryota; Metazoa; Cnidaria; Anthozoa; Scleractinia; Poritidae
Source: the annotation of a GenBank genome assembly
AUGGCAUCACCUUUACAGAAAGCUCAAACGCAUGAUGACCGAGUGCAUGGAUCUCGCAAAGUGAAAGUCACUAUUUUGGCAUCUGAAUGGGGACCAAGUAACAGGGGGCUUUCUACCAUUAACAGAGAAUUAGCCAUUCAGUUAGCCAAGUUCCCUGAAUUGGAAAUAACUUUCUUUUUACCAAAAUGCAGUCAAGAGGACAAAAACGUAGCCCUUGACCACAAAGUAAAGAUCGUAGAGGCAACGCCACUUUGUUGUUUUGAACAGCUUGAUUGGCUUUGCUUUCCACCAGACGAUUUGGAAAUCGACAUAGUUGUUGGUCAUGGAGUUAAACUUGGUAAACAAGCGCAGAUCAUUAAGAAAUAUAAAACGUGCAAAUGGGUUCAAGUGGUGCACACAGACCCUGAGGAACGAGGGAUGUUUAAAAGCUCUUCCUGCCCAAUUUCAAAGGGUGAAGAAAAGCACAAGAACGAAGUAGGACUGUGUGAAAUGGCUGAUCAUGUUGUAGGAGUUGGACCCAAGUUGAGCGAGGCCUUUCGCUCAUAUCUUUCUGGUUGUAAUAAAGAUGGUAAUGUCUUUGAACUCACUCCUGGAGUAUUUGAAGAGUUUGAGACUGUAAAGCAAGUCAGCCGAAGCGAUAGGCAGCAACGCAGAGUCUUGGUGUUUGGUCGUGGAGCCGUAGAAGAUUUUGAAUUAGAGGGAUUUGACAUCGCUGGGAAAGCGAUUGCUGCAUUACAGGAUACUCGUCUUGUUUUUGUUGGGGCACCGGAUGGAAAACGCGAAGAAAUUGCGAAGCGGUUAAUGGAGUAUGGUGUUCCUGCAAGUCGAUUGAACGUAAAAGGAUUUGAUCGAGACCGAGAGAGUUUCAAGCGCUUAUUGCAACAAGCGGAUCUUGCAGUCAUGCCUUCAAGAACAGAGGGAUUUGGUUUAACAGGACUCGAGGCAAUGUCGGCUGGUCUCCCUGUGCUUGUCAGUCGCAACUCUGGCUUUGGAGAAGCACUGCGCAGUGCAGCUUUUGGUUCAGCAUUUGUGAUUGAGUCAGAGGACCCCACAGUGUGGACCGCAGCCAUUGAAAAGAUCUGGAACAAGGACAGGGAAUGUCGACUUGAGGAAGCGGUGAACUUGCGUGAUUCCUAUAGCAGGAAAUACAACUGGGCCAAACAGAUAAAGGAGUUAGUUGACAAGAUGAUCAGCCUGACUCACGGUGGGAAUGUCAUCUAUAUUUUCUUCAGUGGCACAUUAUAGUGCCGUAGCAUGGGGAGGGGGGGGGGGGGCAAUAAUUUUGACAGGAAUGUUUAAUUUGGUCAGCAGCCACGCUCUUCAUGCUGCUCUUUGAGUCGUCUUUGGUUCAAUGUGUUUAUUUCGGUUCGAUAAAGCCGUUAGCGUGAAAGUUAUUUAUUUAUGGCUUCAACGGUUAAAAAUUGCUUGGAACUAUAUUUCAAAAUCUUCCGGGGGAGCAUGCCCCAGGACCCCCCUAGCAACUAUAAAAGCCUUCGGCACUCGUGAUUGCCCCCCCCCCCCAAAAAAAAAAAAAAAAAAAAAAUUCUAACCUUGCUACGGCACUGCAUUAUCAGGUAACAAUAGAGAGAGAAAUGAAAAGAAACAAAAAUAGGAUCGCUUACAACGAAGUUUUGCCCUGAAGUCUUGAUAAAAAUGUUUGCGGAUACCUAUCUGAACCUUACUCUCAAAACAUCAAAACUGUAAGUAUGUGUAAUCAAAUGGUGACGAGUGAAAUUAGGGAAUAAUUUCACGCGCGUUUUGUCCAAAGCCUAAUAAUUUCCCGAGCCUUUAGGACAAAACACGCGUGAAAUUAUUCCCUAAUUUCACGAGUAUACCAUUUGAUUACCUAUUAAUAUCAUGGGUGACGAAUUACGUUAGCAGUCGAGGAUUUUUGACUUAUUUAUGCUGGAUCGUAUCGAUCGAUCGUGACUCCACUCUCUCAAACGUUUCGAGCUGAAAUUUGGCUUAAGUUUUCAGAAUUUUUCGACAACAUACCUCUAAGAAUCCUUCUUGAUGUGCUCUUUCGUGUGUUCAGGUUUUCGAAAGCGUCUUUUUAUCCCCUGACAUCUUCAUUCAUGACAUUUCAAAACUUCGUCGCCAUCUUGACACUGAGACGUACGGCAAGUUGCCAUGGCAAUUUAGUAAUUUCACAUGUGAAGUUACAAAUUAACGCUGAAAUUGCGCGCCAAAAUUAAGGAGUAAUUCGUCACCUAUGAUAUUACGCUUAUAAUUUCUUCAGGUACAUUGCUUUCAGCAGAAUGGUCUGUGGAGUAUGGUGUUUGAUCCCCGUCAAAAAUCAACUUUGGUACUCAACAUUCAACUUGAGCGGCUAACAAUGCGAAAUCUUGACCUCGUUGUGCGGACAGCGUAAAAUUUCCGCCUAAAUGUACCCAUCGCGUCUGAUACGAGUUCAAUAUCUUUUCAACAUCUGACUACAAAAAAAGAUGAUCAGAUUUAUAUCUAACGCCGAGCACUGAAUACUGAAAUUGCAAAGUUGGUUUUUGGUUUCUCAAGUUGAAUGUUGGUUGCACAACUUACAUGUUGUGUAGCCUGUGUAGCAAGCGUUUCCGUGCGGUUUAGGAGCAAAGAACGAGGAACGAGAGUCAAAGACCGUGCGAAAAAUAGUGCAAGUUAAAGAGCCACUUUCAUUUUUUGGCUCUUGUUUCAUUUCUCGCGCGGCCAAAACCGAGAAUCCCGUACCUCGGUCUUUCUUUAUUCCGAAACCAAACGGAAACGCUUGCUACGCAGGCUAGAUGUUGUGUAUUUUAGUACAAUGCUUCGCGCUCAAUUUUCAAGAAUGCGUGAUCAUGUUAAAUGUUGAGAAGUUGAAAGUUGGGUGCUACAACCUAAUGUUAGCCGCUCAAGUUGAAUGUUGAGUACUACGGAGAGCGGUCGUCAUACCCUUCGGUCAUAGUCUUUAUCUGCAGCACUUCACAUUUAUCUUUAUAGUUAUACACACAUAAUCCCUGCAAUAGCAUGUUUUCUCCAUUUUGUUGCAACAGAAGAUUCUCCAAAGGCCCGGAGCUCCUUCGAAACAAAGUGCAACGCUUUUCUGAGGAUGGAAAGCAUGACUGACGACCAUGAAGGUACCUUCGUAGACAGCACGCGUAGAAAUCAUUUCUGUCUAUUUUUAACCAAGUGUGAGAAGCGCGCGAGAGAGCAAAAAAUAGAGACAGGGGGAGAGAGAGAAAACGCCGGCCGCUGAGCUUCUAUCCUAGGAAUACACAACCUAAUAUAAUCGCAAUUGAAUAAGUGCCUGGGCCCGGUUCCUCGAAAGAUGGUUAAGUUUAACCCAGGAUUAAGCCAAAUCUUAAACAAGGUUUUCUUGGCUCAGAACAUGCAACUUGAGCUAACAAAAGACUGUUGAGCCUUUACUCAGAGAUACAGUAAUGAUAACACGAAAUGUUACUCUAAGCAAAAUAUAGGAAGGAUAAAUACAAAAACGGAACAAAAUUUUAAUCCUGGAAUAGCGCUAAUCGGCAUUUCAGAAACCGGGCCCUGAAGUCCAAUUAUGUUGUUUGCAAAGCAAAAUUUGGUAGAAUCGAGUCACUUUAAAGUUGCAAACACUUUUCAGGCACUUCAAUAGGUCUGGGUUUUUCCUGAUAUUUCAAUGUCACAUAGUAGCCUGUCAUCACUCUACAAUGACUUAGAGCACAUGCGAAGAAUAUGAGGAUGAUUAUACCUAGAAAAGUGCUUUUAUUUUACCAAAUGAGCUCGCUGACAAAGAACUUACAUGUACGAGGGAAUCGUGAGAAACAUUUCACUGAUCUUUAACGAAUUUGGAGUUGCUCUUUUGUGAUUUCUGUGUAAUUAUUAUGGCUAACAAAUUUCUGCCCCAGGAAGGAAUGGGCACACCUAGAAUUCAAAGAGAUUAUAAUUGUAACCAAAGCUUAUUUUUGCAGAGCCUUCUAUAGAAAUUGAAAACAACCAAAGAACAAACUCUUAUCACGACGAGCAGCUUGUUUCAGAAACGUCCCUUCCGCGUAGUUCUGACUGUGUAACGAAAGCUGAUGCUGGAUCAGGAAAUCCAACUAAAAUAUCCACGAAUACAGACUCUCAGUCUCAAAAUAGCCGUAAGCGUAAAAUGUCAGAAUUCGCUUGUAAUCCAGGUACGCAAAAACAUGACUUGUUUUUCUUGCUA